CGGGAGCGUGGCAACGCCGCAUUCAAAGCGAGCCAGUACGGCGAGGCGCUCUCUGCCUACUCGCGCGCGGUCGACCACUUCCGUGGCGACAAGGCUAUCUUUGCGAACCGCGCUCUCGUGCACCUCAAGCUCCGCAACUUUGCAUCGGCAAUCGAGGACACGUCGCGCGCGAUUGACAUCGCCACCUAUCUCGAUGAGGACGUUCUCAAGGCCUACGUUCGGCGGGCGACAGCCCAUGCGGCCCUCGGCCAGUUCGACGAGGCGGAGGCCGAUCUCGAGCAGGCUCGGGAGAUGGCGCCG
Molecule: messenger RNA, 300 nt
Organism: Emiliania huxleyi CCMP1516
Lineage: Eukaryota; Haptophyta; Isochrysidales; Noelaerhabdaceae
Product: protein phosphatase-5
Exons: 2
Molecular function (GO): protein binding
Source: RefSeq, a predicted model, not a curated record